Messenger RNA from Varanus komodoensis (Komodo dragon), 5655 nucleotides. It is a transcript of the gene ARRDC4, whose product is annotated as arrestin domain containing 4. Lineage: Eukaryota; Metazoa; Chordata; Lepidosauria; Squamata; Varanidae. Gene Ontology annotation, cellular component: plasma membrane; cytoplasm. Gene Ontology annotation, molecular function: ubiquitin-like ligase-substrate adaptor activity. The record is from RefSeq and is a predicted model, not a curated record. The coding region runs from base 1326 to 2033 and encodes 235 amino acids. Gene Ontology annotation, biological process: protein transport. The transcript has 7 exons.
CCAAGAAACACUUUCUGCAGUGAUUAAUUAUAAACGUGCAUGUGAAUUCUGCCUGGCCCUCUGGUCGCCUAAUGUCAAAUAUGAGACCAAUGCAGUGUUACAAGCCAUGAUGUUGUAUUAGUGCAAUAUAAUAGUGUGGUACAAAUGUACUCCUGCUGCUCAAGAUUUCUUGCAAGCUAGAAAUGGGUUAAGGCUGGAUGUGGCAGCAUUCAACGUUACACUGUCCAGCUCAAUAGGGAGGACUUGGAUGUUCCAUCAUACCAGUUCUCAUUUAUAUACUUGGUAAAUAUUUUGAAUAUAGGACUGUAUGACCCACAUCUUGCUGUUGUUGCUACCGAGGCAUUAAAGAAAACAUGGGUGGUCCUGAAUGAGAAGGAGUGAGCAUGCCAGCAGCCCUCCUGGUCCCACCAAGCUCAACAACCCACAGAUGCUCCCUCCUGGGGGAUUCUUUGUAAUGUAUGAACCAGGAAUUCUUGGGUUCUGAGGGAAAAAUGAUCUAGAUUUUUAUCUAAAGAACAUGCUUGGUUGGAGUGGGCAGGAACCACAUGUUUUGCUUGUGCAUAGCUAACUGGGUUUUGUUCCAACUAGAAAUGCAGAACCAUGCUUAGUGGGGAAGCCUCAUUACCUGUGCCCAGCCCUCAAUGGGAUAUACAAUGUCAACAUAGUCAGACCCACUGGACACAUCUUACAUUUUGCAUCUGGCAUCUGGACCAGCUACUUUUGCCGUUAGGGAAACUUGUGCUCAGCAAAGCAAAACCAGCCUGGUUCCACCCGCUCCUGUAGAGGAGUGAAGAGGACUUGGCCAGCAUGGUUUUGCUACACGUGGUUUUGCUGCGUUGUCUUUGCUUCACACGCUUGGCUUCGUAAGCACUCUUUGAAUCUGUAUUCUGUAUCCAAGUUUAACUAUUCUUAGUUUGAGGUCGUUCUUGGUCAUAUAUGAAAAGAAGUAAUUGCCCUCUUCAACAUGGCACGUAGUCAAUAGAUGCCACUGAUUCCACAGUUUGUUUUUCACAGUUUGUUUUUAUAAUCACUGCAGUUGUGAGUUCAAUUAAAAAUGAUCACAUUUUCUUUCUGCUUUAGGUGAUGAGGACUUAAUCCUAUUAGAAGCUGGAAAACAUGAAUUCCCCUUCAGCUUUCAACUCCCCCAGCAAUCCUUGCCAACAUCUUUCACAGGAAAGUAUGGCAACAUUCAGUACUAUGUGAAAGCAACUCUGGAAAGCCCGGUGACCCCCAGCCAAGCUGUGAAGAGGGAAUUCCAGGUUAUCAGCCACAUUGAUGUCAAUUCCCCAGUUCUUCUGAGCCCUGUGAGGCAAAGCCAGGAGAAGAUGGUUGGUUGCUGGUUUUUCACUUCUGGCCCAGUUUCUCUGAGUGCCAAAAUUGAGAGGAAAGGCUAUUGUAAUGGUGAAGCUAUACCAAUCUAUGCAGAAAUUGAGAACUGUUCCUCUCGUUUAAUUGUUCCAAAAGCUGCCAUUUUUCAAACACAGACUUACCUGGCUAGUGGAAAAACAAAAUCUUUUCGCCAGAUGGUUGCCAACGUGAGGGGAAAUCAUGUGGCUUCUGGGAGCACAGAUACCUGGAAUGGGAAAACUUUGAAAAUUCCACCAGUGUCUCCUUCGAUCCUUGACUGCUGUAUUAUCAGAGUUGAAUAUUCCUUAGCUGUAUACAUUCAUAUUCCUGGUGCUAAAAAGUUAAUGCUUGAACUGCCCCUGGUGAUUGGCACAAUUCCAUGUACGGCAUUUUCCAGCAGGAACUCCAGUCUUGCCAGCCAGCUUGGUAUGGAUAUGAGCUGGCUGGCACUGACAAUGCCAGAACAUCCAGAAGCACCUCCCAAUUAUGCUGAUGUGGUGUCAGAGGAAGAGUUCUCAAGGCAUGUUACUGUUUUUCCACAUCGCAUUGACUGUGAAGAGCAGCUCUGUUGUCCUAUGUUUGCUUACAUACAGGAGUUCCGGUUUCAGCCCCCUCCUCUCUAUUCAGAGAUUGACCCACAUCCUUCUGAGGUGGAAGACAAUCAACCAGUGUCAAUCAUUGCUUAAUUAUGAUUUUUUAAAAGUUGCACCUUGGUCAGAUGGAUCGUACUGAUUUUGGUUACUACAGCCUCUGCUUCUAAUAAAACUUCUGAACACCACUGGACAUCUACGUUGAAACAGGCAUGUAUCGAGACAACUGAAGUUUUUCCUCAGAGUAGCUUGUGCCCCUUUGUGGAGAAGGAAGAGAUGCAAGGAUGCCUUGUUGAAGUAGUUGCCAUAGAAGAAGGCAUGAAGUCAUAUUACCAGAUCAAAGACCUCUCCCAUGGGGCAAAUGGAACUUAUCUGAAAAGAAAGAAGACUUAGAAAUCGGUGCAAACAGUACUUAAGCCGAGCUGAAGAAGCAAGUGGGCAUGGCUGCACUGAGGUGAUAAGACAAUUGGAUUUCUGUGACCAAAAGGCACUCCAUUUGGUUUCCACGGCUUCAGUUUGGCAAGUUCUGCACCCAGACGAGAAUGUCCUGGAUCAAUUCAGCAUUUUUAAACCACCCAUCUGAUAGCAAUAAAAAGGUGGUACUAAAAUUCAUACUGAUUUUGAGGGAUGUUAAAGAUACUGUAAAUACUGUUUUUUUGUCAGUCUGUAUGGUAAAAAAUUUAUUUUAGUGCUAAAGCUGGAAUUUUAUAGCUUCUCUGCACACUGGGUUCCUGUUCAGUUUUUAAUUUGAAAAAGGGAAGUAGAUUAGCUUUUCCACAACACUGCAAGCUUGUGUUUUUUGGCAUCUUUAGUAAUGGGACGUGAUCUGGCAAAGUGCCAAAGUAGCCAAAUACACACCCAGCCCUUAAUUUCAUCAUUCUGUAUCGCUGCUGCUAGAGAACUGGAUUGACUAUAGACGGGAUGCUUUUUCAUUCAGUAGGAAUGAUGAAAGAAAGUGACCCUCAUCAGUAGCAAGGGAUUUUUUAUAUUUAAGAUCCUCUUUUAAAACAAAAAUAAAAGGCCUACCUCCGUUGGAUAUGGGACUGAGACCCAAAAGUAAUUCUGCAUAAAGUUUAAUUUCUCGUAAUUAAUAAAAGACAAAUGGGAAGAAUUGUCAAUAGGUCCAAAAGGGUAUAUUUUGUCUAUGAAGAGUUGUGGUGGGGAGGAUGGAUUUUCUUGCAAAAUCAUAAUUUGACAGGUCAAUGCUCUGUAACACCAAAAUGAAAGCCUCUUAAAAUACUGUGCUUAUGUACAACAAUAGGGUUCAUUUGCAGGGGCAUUGUCCUUUGCCAUCUUUUGUUUAGUUGAGCUGAGUUUUAUCAUGGUGCAAUAUAAUUUGACUUAUUUCUCAGGUCAUUUAGAAUGUGACUUUUGUUGCUAAGAGUAAUAUCUUGUGCUAGGGCUGCUUCAUAGGUGAUAGGAAGCUCUGUACAUACCUAUACUCUCCCUACCCCACUUGUCCUACCUCCACCUCCCAUUUCCCUGUUAUAUAAGCUCUCCAGGCAGGUACCUGACCCUUUGUAUACAGUAAGAUGCCAUGCAUGUACCUGGCACAAGAUAGAUAACAAAUAACAUCAUUUUGCGGCUUAAAGAAAGAGGAAUGACUCCCUAGGAUGGCUCCUGCCUCUUGUAGUUUUAAGUACUUGCAUUAAAAAUAAUGCAAAAGAAAUUAAAAGGGCUGCCUCUUAUAAUCAACGACCACUUUGAAUCUGUCCGAAAGGUGUCAUUUGAUUUACUGUAAAAGAAUAGCCAACUAAAAGUCAAUGUUCUAAAGUAGAUACUAAAAUCUGAUGUGUAAAAGGGACCCUUAUUUGCCCCUCUGCCUUCCUCAGAAGCAGAGAGAGGGCUUAAUCCUUGGCAUGUUUAUAGGAUUGGGGCCAUUCUGUUUCCUAGUGAGCAAGUAGUUCUGCUUGUGAAGAGUUCUGGCAUGUAAUGGGGUGGGUGGCAAAGCAAGGCACAGUAGUGCAUCAUCUGAUGCUGUGCAGUGUUCAGAGGCCAUGGAAUUCAUUCUUACAGAGGCUGAUCAGGGAUCAUCAUUUGUAGGGAUGGGAAGGAGGAACAGAAAGGACUCCCUGUGUAGUAAAACCCUAUGUUCAGAGGAGCAAGUUGAUCUCUGCCGUUAUUGUGAGUUAGGGAGAAGUUUCAUUGCUCAUGGAGCUUCCGUCAGCCAUUAAUAAGCUGUGAAAUUCUCAUGCAAAUUCUGGGCAGGAUUGCAGCCAAAAUCUUAAGUGGCACUGCUUUUUCCUAACGUGCAUAAUAUCUGCUGUCUGUUACUGCAUCAGCCAGGGUGAAAUUUGACAAGCAGGAAGGAGGGAGGGCCCUGAGUAAAGCAGUAAUGCCAUAGUGCAGUAGUCAGAUUACUUGCUGUGAAAAGCAAAGUGCCCAGGCACAGCAUUCAAAGAGAGCAGCUGGUCUGAGCCAUAUUUUUCUUCCACACCUGCCCUCAGUCACAGAUUGGUGCCUUCUUUUUGUAAAGGGACAGCAGAAACUGACUUUUGUGAGAGUCUGUAAUGCAACUCCUUCCAUUUUAUCUGAUAUGGUCUUAUUUGAUAUUUGAACUGUCCAGAGAGCUUCAUCUGUUGGGCAGAUUGAAAUUUAAAAAAUAGUUACUAGCAAAGCAUCCAUCUCCGUGAUUGAUUAGCAGGAGCACAGACUCUCUUUUUAUUUGUGGUGGGGUGGGGGGAGUGCAGUGUCUUCCCAGGCAUGCCUGCUCAGCAGCACCCCCUGAACCAGACCGUGUCUCCAGCAUUCUCCCCUCCUGGGCACAAACAGUUGCUAUCAUGGGAGGAUGUAAAAAGAGUACGUUUAAGAGCGCUUAACCCUGUGCCACAGCCCGGUGGUCCCAGAAAUGUCACUCAUGCUUCUAUCUGGGUGUUGUUUCUUGGGCACGUUGCAGUGACAGAAUGUGGUGAACUGAUGCACUUCUUAAGUAUCAGUUGAGACGGGCUGGAAAUGUCGCAACUGCUCUGCUUGGACAAGUGGGACAAGGAAGUGCACUUAAACUAGUGGCAUGUUGCCCAUUUGCUUACUUGAACCAAAAUCAUACAUUGCAGCUCCUUUUGAGAAAGACAUUUGUCUUAAAACCCAACCCAGACUGGUAAUACUAAUGCCUUUCUUAAAAGAAAUGGAAUGCCUGCUUUUAAAAAAAAAAUGGUGCAGGUUGAUAAUAUAUACAAAGGGAACAAAAAAAAUCUUAUUAGCUCCUUUUUACUACUUGAAUAGCAAUAACAUGGCUGUAUAGCAUGCAUGUCUUAGAAUACUAAAAUUGUAACUAUUAGGUGCUUCCAAUGACUGACUGUAAUGCCAAUAAAGCCUGGCCAUUGGUAUAAUUGUGGUCCUGCAACAGAAAAGCAGCAGCAGCACAAAGAAUCACGAUGCUGCUGUUUUGUCUUUGAUCUUGGUAUCACUUACUGGUUUACUUGCAAAUAAACUGUGGCCUUAGAUUGUUUGCAGAAAAGGGUCCCUUUGAAAGCAUAUAGCAUCUUUCUAAGGGACCAGUUGAAAGCUGAGAAAGCAAAGCUUUCCCUCCAGGAGUCAGGGCAGAAUUUGCUCCAUCUGAGUUGCACAAUGACGAAUUCAAUAAUGCAGGGGUUUGUGUUUUCUCAACUACUGUAAAAGGGUUUUUAAAAAACAAGCCAAAAAUAAAUACCGGGAAAUGAUUGUAUUUUCUGUGUAAUGAACCCUAUGGGUUUUGUUUCUUAAUAAAAAGAUAAAAGUA